This is a messenger RNA of Silurus meridionalis, 1492 nucleotides long. RefSeq names its product YKT6 v-SNARE homolog (S. cerevisiae) (gene ykt6). Gene Ontology annotation, cellular component: Golgi apparatus. Gene Ontology annotation, molecular function: SNAP receptor activity. The record is from RefSeq and is a predicted model, not a curated record. NCBI's taxonomy places the organism in Eukaryota, Metazoa, Chordata, Actinopteri, Siluriformes, Siluridae. The coding region runs from base 346 to 942 and encodes 198 amino acids. Gene Ontology annotation, biological process: endoplasmic reticulum to Golgi vesicle-mediated transport. The transcript has 8 exons.
AGCCUUCUUCCUAAGCGCAGACUGUCAGCCAGUUAGAGGCCAAGUUUCAGUAACGAGACUCUGCUGAUUACACGGCUAUUAUCUGUAGCGCUUCUGUGACACUCGAAUAAUCGAUUCAUUUCGUGUUUUAGUUUAAUUAAAAUAAUGAUUCUGACUUUUUAGUGAAGCAGUCGUUGUAAUGUUUUAAAAGCCAGGAUUAAGAAACUUAGCAACCCGGCUAGCCUCUGGAGCUAGUCGCUUCCUAAGUUCUUGGAGUCUGGGUGGAAUUAGCCUCAUCUUGCUAGCGUUCAUUUUCCCCAGAACAAACCUUACAGGUCUGCUGAUAACCCAACCUUAAUAAGAACCAUGAAGCUCUACAGUUUGUGUGUGGUGUACAAAGGAUCAAACAAGGCCAAUCUUCUUAAAGCAGCCUAUGAUUUGUCUUCAUUUAGUUUUUUUCAGAGAUCCAGUGUACAAGAAUUCAUGACAUUCACCAGCAGCCUGAUAGUCGAGCGCUCCUCAUUAGGAAGCCGUGCGUCCGUCAAAGAACAAGAAUACUUGUGUCAUGUGUACGUCCGAAAUGACUGUCUCAGCGGAGUAGUGAUUGCAGAUAAUGAGUACCCCUCCAGAGUGUGCUUUACUUUGCUCGAUAAGGUUUUGGAAGAGUUCAGUCGGCAAGUGAACAGCAUAGACUGGCCCUCAGGCUCACCAGCUACAGUUCAGUACACUGCUUUAGACAGCUACCUGGCCAAGUAUCAGAAUCCGCGUGAAGCCGAUGCCAUGAGCAAAGUGCAAGCUGAACUGGAUGAAACCAAAAUUAUUCUGCACAACACAAUGGAGUCACUUCUGGAAAGAGGAGAAAAGCUGGAUGACUUGGUACAGAAAUCGGAGCACUUGGGAAACCAAUCAAAAGCCUUUUAUAAAACGGCUCGGAAGCAGAACUCUUGCUGUGAGGUGAUGUGAUGAAUCAGACUGAUUAGGCACUUCUGGACCACCUUUUCCUCGUUUUCGUCCUCUCUUAUUUCUCUGUCUCUCUCUCAGCCUGGAGCUCACACACAGCCGACACAGCAGUUCUAGAGUUCAAGGAUAGAGAGAAUAUGAUGUUCUUUCUUUUUUUUUUUCUUGCUCAGAUGGGUUAGAGGGACUGAUUUCCCAGACUGCACCACAUUAAACUGCACUGUAAGAGGGUUUGCUUUUUCUUCCGUGGUCUAAAACAGUCCACUUAAGGCCUGGCAUCCACCGGGUUUAGAAAGUACACAGCGCAAAGUAAAGGUUAAGACAUAAAAUCUCCAUUGUGCCUUACUUUAAGUGGCUUUGCGUUCAAUUAGCCUUAAAAGUGAACAUUUCAAUGAUGGGCUCUAGUGUGGGGAAAAUGGUUUACAUUUUCUUGUCUUUUUAAUAGUGGAAAAUGCAUUGAUCAUGAGUGAUGACCAGGUUUCAAUGCUAAUGUCUUAUAGUGUGUAUACAUUCAAUUCUUUCCAAAUGGUAAAAUAAAUUCAUUUUCAGUGCAUUA